CGGCCGGGCUCCGAGGGGGGCGGGUGUCGGCGGCUCCCCUUGCGGCCCCAGCCCGUCUAGUGUGAGGGCGCUCGCCGCGCGAGGGGUCGCAGCCUGUGGUGCCAGACUCCGGGCCGGAGCUGGCCUGGAGGAUCCUCCGGAGCUUGGGGCCGGGCAGAGGCGACUGGGGGAAACAAGCGCUGCCCUCGCGUCCUUGGGAUCCGAGAUGGGGUCGGUUCGGUUACAAGCCUUGAACUCUCGGCGGGGCUGAACAGGAUCGACGUGGCAGGGAGCCCCCGAGCAAAGUCAAGCACCGCCUCUCACCUGGGUCCUCAGCACCUGACACCCGGAGUGGAUGUCUGGAAGGUUUGCUCAUCACCCCCAGGACCACUGGCUGCCCACGAGAGAUGAAAGAUGGCGUCCAAGGGGGCCGGCAUGGCUUUCUCCCGAAAGAGCCACAGGCUGACCUCAGAUGCUGAGAAAUCUAGGGUCACAGGCAUCGUGCACGAGAAGCUACUGGACAACUACCUGCACCGCAUCUUUUCCUCUACUGAUCGUGCACCCACGGCAGCCACCAGCAGGAAACUCCUGAACUUCCAGAACCUGCCAGAGCACCUGGACCAGUUGUUACAUGUGGACGAGGAGGCGGAGGAGGAGGAGGAGAGCCAGGGAAAGGUUGAAGGGCGGCUUGGCCCGUCCACUGUGGUCCUGGACCACACGGGUGGCUUCGAAGGGCUUCUUCUGGUGGAUGAUGACCUCUUGGGGGUGAUUGGACACAGCAACUUUGGUACUAUCCGCUCUACCACAUGCGUGUACAAAGGGAAAUGGGUCUACGAGGUGCUCAUCUCCUCCCAGGGGCUCAUGCAGAUUGGCUGGUGCACGAUCAACUGCCGCUUCAAUCAGGAGGAGGGGGUUGGAGAUACACACAACUCCUAUGCCUACGAUGGCAACCGGGUGCGCAAGUGGAACGUGACCACGACGAACUACGGGAAGGCGUGGGCAGCGGGGGACAUUGUGAGCUGCCUGAUCGACCUGGAUGAAGGCACGCUGUCCUUCUGCCUGAAUGGUGUGUCUCUGGGCACUGCCUUUGAGAACUUAUCCAGGGGCCUGGGCAUGGCCUACUUCCCAGCCAUCAGCCUCUCCUUCAAGGAGUCUGUGGCCUUCAACUUCGGCAGCCGUCCCCUGCGCUACCCAGUGGUGGGCUACCGGCCCCUGCAGGACCCACCAAGCGCUGACCUGGUUCGGGCACAGGAGUUGCUGGGCUGCUUCCAGGCAGUGCUGAGCGUGGAGCUGGACCCCGUGCAAGGGCGGCUGGUGGAGAAGGAAAGCUCUGAGUGGCAGUUGCAGGGCCAGCCCACCGUCCUCCUCACACUGGCUCACAUCUUCCAUCGCUUCGCACCGCUCCUGCGCAAGGUGUACCUGGUGGAGGCCGUGCUCAUGAGCUUCCUGCUGGGCGUCGUGGAGGCGGGCACCCCCGCACAGGCGCAGUCUGUGGUGCACCAGGUCCUGGAUCUCCUGUGGCUCUUCAUGGAGGACUAUGAGAUGCAAGAUUGCCUCAAGCAGUUGAUGAUGUCCCUGUUGCGGCUGUACCGGUUCUCGCCCAUCGUCCCUGACCUGGGCCUGCAGAUCCGCUACCUGCGGCUCACCAUUGCCAUCCUCAGUCAUGAGAAAUCCCGCAAGUUUCUGCUUAGCCACGUCCUCUUCGACGUGCUCCGGUCCGUUGUCUUCUUUUACAUCAAGAGCCCCCUGCGUGUGGAGGAGGCUGGCCUACAGGAGCUCAUCCCCACCACCUGGUGGCCCCACCGCUCCAGCAGGGAGGGCAAAGACAGUAAGGAGGUGAAGGACGAAACCUCCGAGGAGCGGCUCCGGCGGCGUGCCUAUGAACGGGGCUGCCAAAGGCUCAAGAAGCGCAUCGAAGUGGUGGAAGAACUACAGGUCCAGAUCCUGAAGCUGCUGUUGAACAAUCAAGAUGACAACGGGGGCGAAGCUUCUAGGUACAUCUUCCUGACCAAGUUCCGAAAGUUUCUGCAGGAGAAUGCCAGCAGCCGGGGGAACAUGCCCAUGCUCUGCCCCCCCGAGUACAUGGUCUGCUUCUUACACCGCUUGAUCUCGGCCCUGCGUUACUACUGGGACGAAUACAAGGCUUCGAAUCCAUGCGCUACCUUCAGUGACGAGGCCUACAUCCCGCCCCAGGUCUUCUAUAAUGGCAAGGUGGACUACUUCGACCUGCAGCGCCUUGGAGGCCUCCUCUCGCACCUUCGGAAGACCCUCAAAGAUGACCUUGCCUCUAAGGCCAAUAUCCUGAUCGACCCACUGGAGCUCCAGGCGGCCACCAUGGAUGACCUGGAUGAGGAUGAGGAGCCAGCCCCGGCUGCGGCCCAGCGCCCCAUGCAGGCCCUGGCCAUGGGGGGUGCGCUGCCCCUGCCUCGGCCCAGCUGGCUCAGUUCUCCAACCCUGGGCCGAGCCAACCGCUUCCUCAGCACAGCAGCUGUGAGCCUGAUGACCCCACGGCGGCCUCUGAGCACCUCAGAGAAAGUGAAGGUCCGCACACUGAGCGCGGAGCAGAGGACCCGUGAGGACAUCGAGGGUAGCCAGUGGAAUGAGGGCCUGCUGGUGGGGCGGCCCCCCGAGGAGCCUGAGCAGCCCCUCACCGAGAACUCCCUGCUGGAAGUCCUGGACGGUGCCAUCAUGAUGUAUAAUCUCAGCGUUCACCAGCAGCUGGGCAAGAUGGUGGGAGUGUCCGAUGAUGUCAAUGAGUAUGCGAUGGCUCUGAGGGACACAGAGGACAAGCUCCGCCGGUGCCCCAAGCGGAGGAAGGACAUCCUUGCAGAGUUGACGAAGAGCCAGAAGGUUUUCUCAGAAAAGCUAGAUCACCUAAGUCGCCGUCUUGCCUGGGUCCAUGCCACCGUUUACUCCCAGGAGAAGAUGCAGGACAUCUACUGGCUGCUGCGUGUCUGCCUGCGGACCAUCGAGCAUGGAGACCGCACAGGUCCUCUCUUUGCCUUCAUGCCCGAAUUCUACCUGAGUGUGGCCAUCAACAGCUACAGUGCUCUCAAGAAUUACUUUGGCCCUGUGCACAGCAUGGAGGAGCUCCCAGGCUAUGAAGAGACCCUGACCCGCCUGGCUGCCAUCCUUGCCAAACACUUUGCCGACACACGCAUCGUGGGCACUGAUAUCCGUGACUCGCUGAUGCAGGCCCUGGCCAGCUACGUGUGCUACCCAAACUCUCUGCGGGCCGUGGAGCGGAUCCCUGAGGAGCAGCGUAUCGCCAUGGUGAGGAGUCUCCUGGCUCCCUAUGAGCAGCGGCCCUGGGCCCAGACCAACUGGAUCCUGGUGCGGCUCUGGAGGGGCUGUGGGUUCGGGUACCGCUAUACACGGCUGCCACACCUGCUGAAAACCAAACCUGAGGAUGCCAAUUUGCCCAGCCUCCAGAAGCCCUGCCCCUCCACCCUGCUGCAGCAGCACAUGGCAGACCUGUUGCGGGAGGGUCCUGACGUGGCACCCAGCUUCCUCAACAGCGUCCUCAACCAGCUCAACUGGGCCUUCUCUGAGUUUAUCGGCAUGAUCCAGGAGAUCCAGCAGGCUGCUGAACGCCUGGAGCGGAACUUUGUGGACAGCCGGCAGCUCAAGGUAUGUGCCACCUGCUUUGACCUCUCGGUCAGCCUGCUGCGUGUCUUGGAGAUGACCAUCACGCUGGUGCCUGAGAUAUUCCUCGACUGGGCCCAGCCUACCUCUGAGAUGCUGCUGCGGCGUCUCGCACAGCUGCUGAACCAGGUGCUGAACCGGGUGACAGCUGAGAGGAACCUGUUUGACCGCGUGGUCACCCUGCGGCUGCCUGGCCUGGAGAGUGUGGACCACUACCCUAUUCUGGUGGCAGUGACAGGCAUCCUGGUACGACUCCUGGUGCACGGCCCAGCCUCAGGGACAGACAGAGCCACAUCAGUGCUCCUGGCUGAUCCCUGCUUCCAGCUCCGCUCCAUAUGCUAUCUCUUGGGGCAGCCAGAGCCCCCUACCCCUGGCACUGCCCUGCCUGCCCCUGACCAGAAGCGCUUCUCCCUACAGAGCUACACAGAUUACAUCAGUGUUGAGGAACUGGCCCAGGUGGAACAGAUGUUGGCACACCUGACCUCUGCAUCUGCCCAGGCAGCAGCUGCCUCCCUGCCCACCAGUGAGGAAGACCUCUGCCCCAUCUGCUAUGCUCACCCCAUUUCUGCUGUGUUCCAGCCCUGUGGCCACAAGUCCUGCAAAGCCUGCAUCAACCAGCACCUGAUGAACAACAAGGAUUGCUUCUUCUGCAAAGCCACCAUCAUGUCUGUAGAGGACUGGGACAAGGCAGCCAGUGCAAGUGCCACUUCCUCGGCUGCCUAGGCCUACCUGGCCCACACAGCAGGAACCUCUACCCUUAAACUCAAACCCAGGCUGGGCCCUAUUUAUGAGCCCCUUGCCCUGUCCCCCACGGCCCCCCACCAUGCCCUAUUUGUGCCUGAGCUUGACUUUCAGUCAGGGCCACAGUGAGCAUUAAAUUAUUAUUCCAUACA
Messenger RNA from Lagenorhynchus albirostris (white-beaked dolphin), 4517 nucleotides. RefSeq names its product ring finger protein 123 (gene RNF123). Lineage: Eukaryota; Metazoa; Chordata; Mammalia; Artiodactyla; Delphinidae. Bases 394 to 4347 code for a protein of 1317 amino acids. The transcript is spliced from 39 exons. Gene Ontology annotation, molecular function: protein binding; ubiquitin-protein transferase activity. Gene Ontology annotation, cellular component: cytoplasm. The record is from RefSeq and is a predicted model, not a curated record.